CAAGCCUGCUACCUGGUUACCAAGACAACGGAGACGAACUGCGCUGUUACUUAAGUUCGAACUGAUUUUUUAGCUGUUUUUUUUAUUUAUUGUUUUACUUGCGACGGAAAAAUCCUAGAUGACGAUGUUAAUUAGUUAAUGCAAUGAUUAUAAGGACGGUUGAAUAGACGAGUGUGAUGAUGACGGCCGUCCCUUUGUGGGCUCUCUCCCUUCCACUCCCUGCCAUCAUCCUGAUUUCUGUUGGACUCUAUAUGCUGUUUCUUGCAGGGGUCUUAUGGUGCCAUCACUGUCUCAAGACCCAGUGCAAUUCUCAGUGUGCCAACUGCUGCCCGAGCGUAUCUCCUUUUGAGUACUGUUACAUGUGUGCUCAAUCAUGUGACUGCCACCCACCAUCUCUUCAAACGUGCCUUGACCACUCCUGUCCCUCUUCUCACUGUGCCAUGUGGGACUGCUCCUGUACCCCUCAGUCACCUCAGUGUGACUCCAUCAACUGUUUAUGCUGCGAGAUCAAGUUCAAAUAGAGACUAAAUGGAAGAUCGAUUUAUACUUUCAAGGCCAAAUGGUUUCAGGGUCUAGACUAAGUUGUGUAUGCGAUUGUUCUCAUGUUUACAGCAAGUACAUUCUUUUUUUUUUUUCCAAUCAUUGUACAUUUACAGUUUUUAAACAUGUUAUUUUUGUUUAGAAUGCCUUCUUGUUUAUGUUUACUGGCUUUUUCUUUCAUAAUCUUUCAGUGUCCAAGUUCUUGCUUUUUAAUAUUUUUUAAAAUAAUAAGCGUAUGUCAAAUUAUUGUCGCUACAGUAAUUACAUUGCACAAGCUGUGUCCUGGAUAUUUCAGCUGUUGCAGCACUAACACCAGUUUUCUAGGAUUGAUUUUACAGAUUUCUAUUUUCUUUUUGUAUUUGCAUAGAAGCAUGCUGUAUAGUCUUUAAAUAGGAAACCAAAGCUAUCUUUUUAAUUAUGUUUUGAAUUCUUGAGUUCUUGCUUACUGUGUUGCUUCAGUUAAAGAUUUUUUCCUACAAGAUACCAGCGUUAUUAUUAUUAUUAUUAUUAUAAAGAACAAGAAUAAUAAUAAAUGAAAUAUUACUGUAAAGAUUCAUCUUACAUUAUAUCGGGCAUUAUCUCUACAUACAGUUACAUAUAAUUAAAUGUGACUUAAAAACAGUUUCAUACACAAAAUAUAGAUCCAUUAUCCUGGAAAAAUAAGACAUAAAUUAUCUGAUUGGUAUGAGAAGGGAGCAUGCUUUUUUUCCACAUGCUAUUAUUUACAGACAAAAUUUUUGACAAUAAAACAAAUAUUAAUUUUCACAAAG
Molecule: messenger RNA, 1310 nt
Organism: Clarias gariepinus (North African catfish)
Lineage: Eukaryota; Metazoa; Chordata; Actinopteri; Siluriformes; Clariidae
Exons: 4
Coding region: 177-521 (114 amino acids)
Source: RefSeq, a predicted model, not a curated record